AGAUUGGAAGUCGUCAACAAGCGUUUUGUUCGAGUGACUUUUGCACCAGGAAAAACUCCCGUUGAUGGGCAAUACGUCUGGUUUAAUAUUGGCAGUGUAGACACCUUUGAACGGAAUCUGGAAACUUUACAGCAGGAAUUGGGCAUAGAAGGGGAAAAUCGGGUGCCUGUGGUCUACAUUGCUGAAAGUGAUGGUUCCUUUCUCCUGAGCAUGUUGCCUACUGUGCUCAUCAUUGCCUUCUUGCUAUACACCAUAAGAAGAGGACCCACUGGUAUUGGUCGAACAGGCCGAGGGAUGGGUGGACUCUUCAGUGUUGGAGAAACCACUGCCAAGGUCUUAAAGGAUGAGAUUGAUGUGAAGUUCAAAGAUGUGGCUGGCUGUGAGGAGGCCAAGCUAGAGAUCAUGGAAUUUGUAAAUUUCUUAAAAAACCCAAAGCAGUAUCAAGACCUAGGAGCAAAAAUCCCUAAGGGUGCCAUCCUUACUGGUCCUCCAGGCACUGGGAAGACACUGCUGGCUAAGGCCACAGCUGGAGAAGCCAACGUCCCCUUCAUUACCGUCAGUGGAUCCGAGUUUUUGGAGAUGUUUGUUGGUGUGGGCCCAGCUAGAGUCCGAGACUUAUUUGCCCUUGCUCGGAAGAAUGCCCCUUGUAUUCUCUUCAUUGAUGAAAUAGAUGCAGUGGGAAGGAAGAGAGGAAGAGGCAACUUCGGAGGGCAGAGUGAGCAGGAAAACACGCUCAAUCAGCUGCUUGUGGAGAUGGACGGUUUUAACACGACGACAAAUGUCGUCAUUUUGGCGGGCACCAAUAGACCAGAUAUCCUAGACCCUGCACUUCUGAGGCCGGGGCGCUUCGACAGGCAGAUCUUUAUUGGACCACCAGACAUUAAAGGAAGAGCCUCUAUUUUCAAAGUUCACCUCCGGCCACUAAAACUGGACAGUACCCUGGAGAAGGAGAAACUAGCAAGAAAACUGGCAUCCUUAACUCCAGGGUUUUCAGGAGCUGAUGUUGCUAAUGUCUGUAAUGAAGCUGCUUUGAUUGCUGCGAGGCACCUUUCAGAUUCCAUCAAUCAGAAACACUUUGAACAAGCAAUCGAACGAGUGAUUGGUGGCUUAGAGAAAAAAACCCAGGUUUUGCAACCCGAGGAGAAGAAGACUGUGGCAUACCAUGAAGCAGGUCACGCAGUUGCCGGCUGGUAUCUGGAACAUGCAGACCCACUCUUAAAGGUAUCCAUCAUCCCACGUGGCAAAGGAUUAGGUUAUGCUCAGUAUUUACCAAAAGAACAAUACCUAUAUACCAAAGAACAGCUCUUGGAUAGGAUGUGUAUGACGUUAGGUGGUCGAGUCUCAGAAGAAAUCUUCUUUGGAAGAAUUACGACUGGUGCUCAAGACGACUUGAGGAAAGUAACUCAGAGUGCAUAUGCCCAGAUUGUUCAGUUUGGCAUGAAUGAGAAAGUUGGGCAAAUCUCCUUUGACCUCCCACGCCAAGGGGACAUGGUAUUGGAGAAACCUUACAGUGAAGCCACUGCAAGACUGAUAGAUGACGAAGUACGAAUACUUAUUAAUGAUGCUUAUAAAAGAACGGUAGCUCUUCUCACAGAAAAGAAAGCUGAUGUGGAGAAGGUCGCUCUUCUAUUGUUAGAAAAAGAAGUAUUAGAUAAGAAUGAUAUGGUUGAACUUUUGGGCCCCAGACCAUUUGCAGAAAAAUCUACUUAUGAAGAAUUCGUGGAAGGCACUGGCAGCUUGGAUGAGGACACCUCACUUCCAGAAGGCCUUAAGGACUGGAACAAAGAAAGGGAAAAGGAGAAAGAGGAGUCCCCGGGUGAGAAAGUCGCCAACUAGAUCCAAGGAGAGAGGCCGUUUAGUCUGUCUUCCGUGAUUUCAGUGUGCACAUUAUUUCAGCUCUGGCUUUGAGAAGGAUGGGAACGCUGCCAAGUUGAUUUAGCCAGCUACUGACCCAGCUGAAAUGAUGGGGUGAGGGGUCCUCAGUCCUCAGCCUUGGAAGUCACAGUUAGGUGGAGUUGACUUUCUGAAGCCUCUGAGAGAGACUCACACUGCCCUACAGCCUCGUAAGGCUUCCAGGCAAGUGGCUGGAAUUGCCCAGCCCAGUGCUGCCAGUGCUGGUCCCUGUGACACCAUCAGUGGGGUCCGGCUGACUGUGACAGGAGUCAUCACCUGUGGAAUCUUGACUGUGGGAGAGGGACGUUUUUCUCUUUUCAUCGUCCACUCUUCAUUCCUGUUUCUUUUCAUUUUCCCUCUGCAGAUGAGCUGUGAGAUUAAAUUGGAGUCCUGAUAACAAUUUUUUAAUUUGACUUAUUAUUUUAAAGAUUGAAUCUAGAUCACUUGUUGCUGUCUUAAUGGAAUGGUUUUCUACAGAGCUGUAAUAUAUUUAAAAUAUGAAUGUACUGUGUAAAUAUGGCUUCUUUACAUCAAAAAUAAAAUGUUGACACUGUACUCCAGA
Messenger RNA from Carlito syrichta (Philippine tarsier), 2455 nucleotides. Its product is annotated as AFG3-like protein 2. The transcript has 12 exons. NCBI's taxonomy places the organism in Eukaryota, Metazoa, Chordata, Mammalia, Primates, Tarsiidae. The record is from RefSeq and is a predicted model, not a curated record. Gene Ontology annotation, cellular component: m-AAA complex; membrane. Gene Ontology annotation, molecular function: ATP binding; metalloendopeptidase activity; ATP hydrolysis activity. Bases 211 to 1836 code for a protein of 541 amino acids. Gene Ontology annotation, biological process: mitochondrial protein processing; protein-containing complex assembly.